CCCCCCUCCCCGCCUUCCGAUUUCGAUACCAUGGGUACGAGCAGAUCGAGGAGAACGGCGGGGCUUCGUCGUUUCUCGAGGAACUCUCCGCCGGCUUUCCAGAGUUAUCGGAAACCCGGAGAUUUGACAGAUGGAAAAAGAAAGGGAAAGAAAAGAAAAAUAAAAAGAAAGGGAACAAAGAAAAGAGGAAGAAAAAGAAGAGAGCCUGAGAGCUUCCACAGGAGGAUCUGUAGCGAGGCAGAAAGGACUGAAAGGCCUCUGCGGUGGUUCCGGUCCAUACUCCAUCUUCAUCACGGGUAAGAAGGCGCGACGACGCGUGAGACACUGACACGGGAGGGAGAACAGGCGGGCAGCCACACCGUCACUGACCGCGGAGCGGGCGUUCCGUGUCCACGACAGAACAGAGAAAGCUUCUGUGGGCUCGGGACGGUACGGGGGUUUAGGAGUCAACCCGGCAGAGGCGGACGGAAAAGGCGCGUGGCUGGCCGUUCGUGACGCCAAAAUUCGCGCUUAUUCGUACUACUGCGUAUAUACGUGGGAGAGGUCACGGGCCUGUCGGCAAAGAGGCGUGUUUUCACUCACUUUUUUUUUCUUCUUCUCUGACGGUUGACUUUGAGUGGUCGCAGGAGACCGGGUAUCCAUGGUAUUCACGGUGCCCACCUCGGGGUGGAGUUGUCCCAUCAAAGUGGGCAAAGAUGCAAGACCACGACAUCGGACAUGGUAUCUCGGUGGACUCGGAGACGUCUGUUUUUUUUCCCUCUCCUUCGCCUGGGAGACAUGGACCGCGGUCGUCCCUUAAAAGAUUCUGGACGACUAGGGGGGUCCUCUGUUUCGGGAACCUUUUGGUGUGGGGGAGCAUUCCACCGGCAACGUCGAUUGGCGACAGAGAGGAAAGCGGAGCGCCAAUGGUUCAUGCAAUCGCCGCCAUUGGCCGUACCGAGAUUAUUAUUUUCCUAGGCACGGAGGUAUGGGUUGUGGAUAUUCCAAGCGUUGUCGCUAUUGUUUUAGCGAAGGGUAAGAAGAGAAAGAAAAGGAAAAGAAAAAAGAGCCUCGUCCCGUUUCGCAGCAUGUCGAGUUUGGUAGCAUCGGCCAAGCACGGGCGCCGGGUCCGACUCUCGCAUUUUCGUCAUACGUCAGGCCCCCUUUGGAUCGAUCAGGUAGUACUCCAUAGUAUCGACCUUUCGGAAUUUGCGACCAGGGGGGUGUUUGUUUAUUGACGGGUUAGUACACUACAUACUAGGGAG
Colletotrichum navitas is the source of this 1244-nucleotide messenger RNA. RefSeq lists its product as uncharacterized. The transcript has a single exon. The record is from RefSeq and is a predicted model, not a curated record. Lineage: Eukaryota; Fungi; Ascomycota; Sordariomycetes; Glomerellales; Glomerellaceae. Bases 696 to 1217 code for a protein of 173 amino acids.